Molecule: messenger RNA, 1164 nt
Organism: Cucurbita pepo subsp. pepo (vegetable marrow)
Lineage: Eukaryota; Viridiplantae; Streptophyta; Magnoliopsida; Cucurbitales; Cucurbitaceae
Source: RefSeq, a predicted model, not a curated record
UAUUUAAAAUAAAUCAGACAGAAAACACCAAAAGGAGUCCCUUUUCUCCCCUCGCAUUCUCUUGGCAAGAAAUGACAAUGGCGGCUUCACUGUAUCUAUCUCAAAGCCCUAUCGCCACUGCCACCCGUCGAUCUUCACCCUUCAUUUCCCUUCUCCCUCCUUCUCAAUCCAUCAAAUUCCCCUCUCUCCACUGCCAUACCCUCAAAGAUCUUUCAAUCACCGCCUCCCACGCGUCGCAGCGUGCUGCAACCAUCAUCCCGCGAGCAGCCGCCACACCGUCAUCCGCCGCUUCUUCAACCACCGUAUUUCAUGGCAGCUGCUAUGUCGUCGGAGACAACAUCGACACUGACCAGAUUAUUCCGGCUGAGUAUCUUACUUUGGUCCCCUCAAAUCCUAGCGAGUAUGAGAAGCUCGGAUCCUACGCCCUAAUUGGCCUUCCUUCCUCUUAUUCCACCCGCUUCGUGGAACCUAACGAGAUGAAAACCAAAUAUUCCAUCAUAAUUGCCGGCGACAACUUCGGCUGCGGUUCUUCACGGGAGCACGCGCCGGUUGCGUUGGGAGCGUCCGGUGCGGUGGCUGUGGUUGCUGAGUCGUACGCCCGUAUUUUCUUCCGGAACUCGGUGUCGACCGGAGAGAUUUAUCCAUUGGAAUCGGAAAUAAGGAUCUGCGAUGAAUGUAAGACUGGCGAUGUGUUGACAAUCGAGCUGGCAGAAAGCCGCUUGAUCAACCACACGACGGGAAAAGAAUACAAGCUCAAGCCUAUUGGGGAUGCAGGUCCUGUCAUUGAGGCUGGUGGGAUUUUCGCAUAUGCUAGGAAAUCUGGUAUGAUUCCAAGCCUAACGCCGUCAAGUUGAAUUUAAGUUCUGGGGAUCGUGGGAAGUAAUUGUUGUUUUGCUUGUUAGAGUAAUUUAUUUGCUUGCUAAUGAGCUUGGAAUUCUGUGGAAGUGUCUGUCUUGGCCAAGUGUUUUAAUGAAAUAAUAACGCGGACUGAAUAGAUCCGCCAUAUCUAGGAACCAAAAAUGGUUAUUCUCUGAAUUGAAGCAGCUUUUAUGUCAGCAUUUGAUUACAAAUUCUGGAAAGUUUGAUUUUGAGAUGUUAUAAUUUUCAGUAUUUGCUUCUCUUUCAAAGUUAUAAUUUGAUUCUACAUUGUGGAAAGCUUGUGAA